CACACACAGACACAUACUCAUACACACGCAGAGAUACACGAGAGCACAAACACAAACAGACAGACAGACUUACACAUACAUGGAUACGGAGCCCGACUUGGCUUGGCUGUUGCUUGCUUCCCCCUGGACAUCUACAGUAUUUUUGACUUACGAGCAAGGAGACACUGACACUCAACAAACUACUAGUAUAACUCAGUCAACCGAGUGACCAACACAGCGGGAGGUCUUUCGUAGCCCAAGUACUGGGUACAAUUUCUCUUCCUGAUUUUCCAGAGUCACUGAACAGGCUGUUUACUGCCACAGUCUGGAAUGCUGUUGGAUCCUUGUUGACAUUCAGCAGUUCUGGAGCCAAGGACACAGGCUUUGCACCUCUGGCAUGCUAGCUGGAGGGUGAUUGUAUUUUGUGUUUGUGUCUGUGCAGUUAAGAAAAGUGGACCAGUCUAAAGAAAGACUACAACAGAGCACCGGACAGGACGGGACAACAGGAUGGGAGGCAAGCAGUCCAAGAAGGAGGAGGAACUGAAGAGGCAGGCAAGGAAGAACGGCGGUCGGGAAGAGAGCCUGAAGUCUGCCGAUCGAAUCCGCCAGCACACCACCAAGCAAUUCGGACAGAUCGUCCUUACUCUGGCGCGCCGAGGCAUGACGGAACCUCCCGAGGAACUCUGGGAGCUGGUGGAGCUCGAGAAGCUCAACCUGUCGCUGAAUCGUCUCCGCGCCAUGCCGUCCACGGUGGCCGUGCUACAGAACCUGGUUGUGCUGAACCUGUGGGGAAACCAGCUGGCCAGCCUGCCGCCGGAGAUAGGGCAGCUGCGGAGACUCCGGGUGCUCUUCGCCUACCGCAACAACCUGAGCGAGGUGCCCGAGGAGCUGGGCAACUGCACCAAGCUGGAGGUGCUGAGCCUGGCCAACAACCAGAUCUCCAGCCUGCCCGCCAGCCUGUCCGCCCUGUCCGCCCUGCGCAAGCUCAACCUCAGCCACAACCGCAUCAUGCACGUCCCCGGCUGCGUCUACACCAUGAAGAGCCUGGUGUUCCUGCACAUGGCCUGCAACCAGCUGGAGAACAUCGCCGACCAGAUCCAGGCACUGUCCGACCUCAAGAUCCUCAUCGUGGAGGGCAACUGCCUCCACACCCUACCCAGGAUGCUUUGCUUCCUCACAAAGCUAGAGCUGCUCAAUGUGGACUUCAAUGACAUCAAAGACGUGCCCGCGGAGAUGCAUCAGCUGAAGAGGUUGGAGAGGCUGGCCUGUCAUCCGCUGGACAAGGGUCUGCACAUCAUGCAUAAUCCACUCAUUAAGCCUAUCAAGGAGGUGCUGGAAGGGGGGCUUACUGCCCUUUACAACUACCUCAAGGCUACAUAAGGAAUGCUUUCACAGCACUAGAUGUGCUCCUCAUGUGUCCAUCACCACAUAUAAGAAGACUAUGGCACACCUGUGAAUGUCUCUGGCUUUCAACUAUUUCUUCAGCCCAAGGAAGUCAAACUGUUACUAACGCAGGAUGCACGUUGUGAUGUAGUCUAAUGUUAUAUUGUCAAAUUGGUGUAACGGACACUUUCUCACUAAUGUCUGUACUAACCAUAGUGCAUUUCGCACACUUUGUUGGUCUGUAUUCAAACUGACAAAGACCAAAUAUUUUUUGGAGGUUUGGUUGCACUUGUUUCCGUGGUUAAACAAGUAGACACUUUCACACCGCAAAUAAGAUUUUGGUUCCAAUAUAUGGUACUGCUUGGUGUAGAGCAGCUGCUGUUGGUGUGAAUGCCCCUCAGGAGAGAUCAGACCCAUGCGGUGCGGGGAAGAGGACCCAGCUCCCACUCUUCACUCACACGGAUGAUUGCCUUACUUAUUUUGAUAAGAGACUUUGAGAGGGCAGGACUGAGAGGACUUGUUAUUCCCCUUAGAGGACUACUUAUUUUCCACUCCUGGGUGAAAGGUUUUAUUUUAAGAAAAUCAGUUUUGUUAAAAGUCUAUAGAGAAUAAAUACUCAAGUUACCUAAAGGCAACUUACUGUAACAUUGAACUUUAAAUGAUCAUUUGAUACUACAACUUUGAACAUAUACGUAAGUAGCAAAUCAAUACUACUUAGAAAUUUAUUUAGCUUUACUUGGCAUUGUGUAACACUUAAAUAACGCAAAUAUAUUUUGUGAUAAGGUACAUAGGACAGAGGAACCUAUUUGUAAUUCCUGCUGACACCAAAGCAAAUGGACAACUCUGUGGUGCCCACUAUUAUCACGGAGGCUACUUUCAGACAAAGGACCUUCAAAGCCACAGUGAACAGAAGACUAAGGAGGAAAGAAAAAGGAAAAGGAAGAACUCUUGCAGAGGAUUAAAGGCCAUUAAAGCCCGGAGAAAAUAGCCCCUCUGUAUAACAGAAAGGUUGCUGAUGUUACGAUCUCUCCCGGACCAGUCUGAAGUAGCGGGUGCUGUGGAGUGGGCGGGAGGCAGCGAGACUACAUUUAGGACUCCCGUGUGCACAUUAAACAAAAGUUUUGUGGACAUAGCAGUUGCCAUUCGAGCAAGCUUCGGGUUUCUAUCUCCUGU
Molecule: messenger RNA, 2535 nt
Organism: Engraulis encrasicolus (European anchovy)
Lineage: Eukaryota; Metazoa; Chordata; Actinopteri; Clupeiformes; Engraulidae
Gene: lrrc30a
Product: leucine rich repeat containing 30a
Exons: 1
Coding region: 487-1359 (290 amino acids)
Molecular function (GO): protein binding
Source: RefSeq, a predicted model, not a curated record